CAGUGAGAACUUGGAAAGCAAGUGAAGCUGCCCUGACUAAGGAACUCAUACAUUUUCCCAUCAUCUCAGGGACCUCAGAGGAAACAGCUCCAUGGAGCAGUUACUAUGCAGAACUUCAGGCAGCCUCAGCCUCUCCAUGACGUCAGGAAGCUCAGGGCCCCGCCCACCGCCGGUGUCAAUCAUCUGUAGCCGGGCGCUUCCGGUGGCGGGCCCGCGCGGCGACGUCACUUCCUGGCGCCGACCCGCCUAAUUGGCGGCAGGUUCAAACCGUGGAGCUGUGGUCUGUGAGACUGAAGAAGCCGCUCGGCCCCGACGCGCCCUUCCUGACAGAGCUUCCCAGAACUCCGGCGCUGCGCCGAGCAUCUUGGACGCCGAGCGGGCGGGUGCUGAGCGGGGCGAUGGCGCUGUCGGCUACGGUCUCCCAGAAGAAGCACGUAAAGCGCAAAGCUCCGCGCGGCUUCCUCAGGCGCCUGUUCAAGCGGCAGAAGCCCCACCUUCGUCUGGAGACGCGCGGCGACGUGCUGGUUCAUUUGAACUGUUUACUGUUUAUUCAUCGGUUAGCAGAAGAGGCCAGGAUAAAUGCUUGUGAGAGUAAGUGUGGAAUCAUUAAGAAGGAUCAUGUUGUGGCUGCAGCAAAGGUAAUUCUAAAGAAGAGCAGAGCUUAGAAGUUAAAGAACACAUUCUUGAAAAUUAUAUGAUGGUUUAUUUUGAUCGGUGGAUUCCAGUACUUCAGACCCUGGAAAGAAAACAUUCGUUCAGAAAUUUAAAAAUAUAAGGAACUGUGUUAAAUAAUUAUAUGUCACCUAAUUAUAUAACCUUGAAGAAUGGACAAAUUUAUAGAAACAAGCUAUCAGGAGUGAGACAUGAAGAAAUAAAAUAUAUGGACACCUGUGUAAAUCAGGAUAUUGUG
This is a messenger RNA of Octodon degus (degu), 910 nucleotides long. RefSeq names its product centromere protein W (gene Cenpw). Gene Ontology annotation, molecular function: DNA binding; protein heterodimerization activity. NCBI's taxonomy places the organism in Eukaryota, Metazoa, Chordata, Mammalia, Rodentia, Octodontidae. The transcript has 3 exons. Gene Ontology annotation, cellular component: kinetochore; nucleoplasm. The record is from RefSeq and is a predicted model, not a curated record. Gene Ontology annotation, biological process: chromosome segregation; mitotic cell cycle; kinetochore assembly. Bases 399 to 665 code for a protein of 88 amino acids.